Aedes albopictus (Asian tiger mosquito) is the source of this 1126-nucleotide messenger RNA. Its product is annotated as nucleoside hydrolase. The record is from RefSeq and is a predicted model, not a curated record. Lineage: Eukaryota; Metazoa; Arthropoda; Insecta; Diptera; Culicidae. The transcript has a single exon. Gene Ontology annotation, molecular function: hydrolase activity, hydrolyzing N-glycosyl compounds. Bases 105 to 1061 code for a protein of 318 amino acids.
ACAAGAAACAUUCUCCAGUUCUAAGUUAUCGCUCCUCUCUUCAACACACAUCUUCUUCGACUUCUUCAAGCGUAAGAAUCUCACGCGUUUCUUCCCGAAGAAAUAUGUCGCCCCGCAAAGUGAUCGUAGACGUCGAUGUUGGCACGGAUGAUGCCUGGGCUUUGCUUCUUCUUCUAAAGUGUGAAAGCAAGUUCAAUUUCAAGGUUGAGGCCAUCACCUGCACUCAUGGAAACACCGACGUACACAACGCAACCAGAAACGUCAUCCGGAUCUUGACCGCCAUUGGCCGUACGGAUGUACCGGUGUACAAGGGAGCCGUAGAACCGUUGAUCACGCCCGUUCCGGACCGUGAACGGCAUUUCCACGGAGUGGACGGAUUCGGAGAUAUGAACUUUGAAGAACCGGAUGAGACGCUGGUGCAGCCAGGACACGCCGUGAAUGAACUGGCCCGCAGGUUGAACGCAGAUCCCGGUAACAUUUCGCUGAUUUUUGUGGGACCGCUGACAAAUCUGGCGUUAUGCUUGAAGUUGUACCCGGAAGUGCGCGAGAAGAUCAAGGACCUGUACGUGAUGGGCGGCAACCGCCAUGGAGUAGGCAACGUGACGAAGAGCGCCGAAUUCAACUUUUGGGCCGAUCCAGAAGCCGCGCACAUCAUCUUCAACAAUCUGACCUGUCCGAUCACGCUUCUUCCAUGGGAAACUUGCGUGUCCGAGCAUCGGGAGUUGGAAAUGACCUGGCGAAUGGACGUUGUAGGCAAGACGGCCAACAAGGCUGUGCUGAUGCUGAACGAGGUGGAAACCAAAUGCUACGGACAUUGGCAGAACUGGAUGCCCUGUGAUGCGUUUGUAGUGGCCGUUUUCAUCAAGCCGGACAUUGUGGUCCACUCGGAACAUUGGCACGUGGACAUUGAGCUGACGGGAACACUGACAAGAGGCCAAGCGGUACUGGAUCACAAAAAGCGAACCAAGGAGAAUACAAGAAUCGUUGACAGGAUCGACACGCACUACUUCAAGCACAUGAUGAUGUAUGCUGCUGAUCACGAUGUUGAACAUCAUUUAUAAUUGAAUUUUUAAUAAAUAUCAAGUUUUAAACCAUCAACACAAAUACAUUUAUUUACAACAACCUA